Molecule: messenger RNA, 1751 nt
Organism: Culex pipiens pallens (northern house mosquito)
Lineage: Eukaryota; Metazoa; Arthropoda; Insecta; Diptera; Culicidae
Exons: 2
Coding region: 890-1213 (107 amino acids)
Source: RefSeq, a predicted model, not a curated record
GGACUGCCACUUUUCGACAUCUCACGAUUCUCCGGCGUUCCACUGCGCGAACGUGCCGCCGGAGUCCCACUGCGCGAUUUGCCGCUCCUCCGGAAGCCUGCGGUUGCGAACUUCCAGAGCGUUGUGACCCGGCCCCGCUCGCCGCCGACUGCCGGGAAGCAUUCGACCCCGAACGCGAGCGCUGUGAACCCGCCGGAGACUGCGAGCGAGACUUGCCCUGCUCGAUACGGAACUCACCGCGAUUGCCGGAUCAAUGGUGUGCGUUCAGAUGCAGCGGAAGCUCGAAGAAGUCAAAAAGGCAGGAAACGAUCAAGCCGAUGUGGUGGGAGCGCUUGCUCAACGGCUCUUCGCAGAUUUACAGCGACUUCCGUCUGUGGCUUAUGUUCGCUGUGCUCUAUCGCAAGAGCGGAUUGUUCUGAAAAGACCUUAGUGAUGCUUCUACGGUACGAUCUCUCCAAAUUCCCAGCUAGCGGAAGCGCGCGUGCUGAACUUCAUAGACGUGGACAUAAGCGCCGAGAAAAACUUCGAAAACCGCCGUCUCCUCGCCCGUUGCUCCGUGAAACUCGGCCAUUCACAGAACCAACUUUUGAACAACAAUGAGCAGCUCAUCCGGGGCAUCUUCGCGUGCUACUUCAAGGCCAUCAAGCACAACUCCAAACUGUGAGGCGUGACAUAUCUAGGCGUACAUGAACUUAAAGGUCGUCCGAACCCAAAAGCAGCGGGAAUCCAUUUAUCCAUAAAUUGGGUCAAAAUUAAAUUAAUCCAUAAAUUGAGUCAAAAUUAAAACUUUGAAUCUUUCAGUACGGAAGCGUACAGAAAGUCUGUUGAACCCACCCUGGGAACCAGUUUUGGAACGGACCUGUCCGCAUCCCCGGUACAUCGGCUGGCGAUGGUCGUUCGUGGACAAAGAUACUGUCCACUUCAUCCCAUUGGCCUUACCUCGGCCAGCUCCACACCGCUAGUCACGCCGCCGGCUCUCAAGCUGCUUCAUCUAACUGGCUCGAAAAUGUCCACUUCCCCGUCGGCGGAACGCCGUCUCAGAUUCGGCUCGAUCUCGGCUGUCGAAGCCGAAGAGGAGCUACUGGAAAGUGCACGCUCCCCCGAGUUCCGCAACGAUCUGAGUUUUGCCAUUGAGGCGGCGCCAGGGUCAGGAAGACCUUUAGAAGAACCCUGGCGGAGUCAAACAAAGUAUGCCUUCCCCGCCGUGGAAUGACCUCUCCAAAAGCAACUCCAGCCCAAACGCUGAGUGGACAAAACAAACCCUGCUCGGCGUCGUCAAAGACUCCAUCAAGCAAGGCUUCUAGUGGGCCACGCGCCCAGGAACCGCUCCAUCGUGGAGAUGGCCAAAUCAUCCGAACCACCCGCCGAAUCGCCUACUCAGCCUUGCCGCUGGCCGGUGGCAAGUGUCACUCGCUAGUCUCCUCCACCCGUAGUCGCUGGAACCGUUGCACCAAAUGCUGAAAAUGAUAGGAUAAUUAAAUCAUAAUUUAAUAAAAUAAAAUUUAAAUAAAAUCAUCAAAAAACUAGCCCAGAACGACAAUUUCCUUUUUACUAUCAUUCCGAACUCCUAUCCGUCCCCCGGAACCGUUUUUCUGCUUUCCUGGAGGAUUUUUCCGGUACCCAGCGCAUGUCAAAUUUGACAUCGGCUUCACCAUGUUAAAAUUAAGUUCGGGUACUCGAUGUCAAAUUUGUAUGACUACGGUUUGCGCCGUUUUGCUUGGAUCCACUCAAAUUUGAGUUCCCCUGGUAAG